GAGACGGCGAGAGGAGGGAGCAGCCCGAGCGGCGGGAGGCGCAGGGGUUAAUUUCUUCAGCGUGUGUCCUCAGAGGGUGAGUGCUGCUGGUGUUAGUAGCAAGGGCUGAAGAAACCUGCCAUUCCAUACAAGCUUUCCACCAAAGAACUGGGGAGAUUCAAUAUUUCGAGCUUGUACUUUGAAAACUGCUGACAGCGUCUGGUAAUGUGCUGACUGGCACUAUGGGCAGGCGAUACCCAGGGGCUCACUAUCGUCCAAGCAGCUCAUAUUUCAAAUUAUAAUCCUUUUCCUGAUCCAUUGCUGAAGCCCUGUGAUCCAUGUCAGAAGUACUUCCAGUUGACUCCAGUGUGGACGUGUUGGCUGUGUUUAUGGCAAGCAAUAGCACAACAGACGUUGUGAAUCGCAAUAAUCCUGCCACUCCCCCAAAUACUCUUAAUCUACGCUCCUCCCAUAAUGAACUAUUGAAUGCGGAAAUAAAGCAUACAGAAACAAGGAACAGCACUCCCCCGAAAUGCAGGAAAAAAUAUGCAUUAACUAACAUUCAGACAGCCAUGGGCCUAUCGGAUCCAGCAGCACAGCCCCUUCUGGGGAACAACUCUGCCAAUAUAAAGCUGGUGAAGAAUGGAGAAAAUCAGCUUAGAAAAGCAGCAGAACAGGGGCAACAGGAUCCCAACAAAAAUCUCACUACGACUGCAGGCAUAAACAUAACUUCUGAGAAGUUAGAAGGUAAAGAGCCUACCCCUCAGGAUUCUGCAGGCUGUGAAAUAUUCUCCUCUCAACCUAGGAGGACGAAGAGCUUCCUAAAUUACUAUGCAGAUCUGGAAACAUCAGCCAGGGAACUAGAACAGAAUUUUGGGAACAGCCAUGUAGUGAUGGAGGAGAAAGCGGCACAAAGUAACAGCCAGGCUUCUACCAUGAUUGUCAAUGGGGAUGUGUUGCCUCAGAAACAAAACAAGCUGUCUAGUCCAGAAGAUGGCCAAGUAGCCACUGUGUCAUCAAGUCCUGAGACUAAGAAGGACCAUCCUAAAACCGGAGCCAAAACAGAUUGUGCAUUACAUCGGAUUCAAAAUCUGGCUCCAAGUGAUGAAGACUCCAGCUGGACGACUUUAUCGCAGGACAGUGCUUCUCCAAGUUCACCUGAUGAAACAGCAGAUAUAUGGAGUGAUCACUCAUUUCAGACCGACCCCGACUUGCCACCUGGCUGGAAAAAAAUCAAUGACAUUGCUGGGACCUAUUAUUGGCACAUACCAACAGGAACAACCCAGUGGGAACGUCCUGUCUCCAUACCAACGGAUCUUCAGAGCUCAAGGAAAGGAUCACUUAAUUCUAUUACCCCAUCUCCUACCCCAGAAACUGAGAAACAGCCAUGGAGUGAUUUUGCUGUACUGAAUGGGGGAAAGAUUAAUAGUGACAUUUGGAAGGACCUUCAUGCAGCCACAGUGAAUCCAGACCCCAGUCUAAAAGAAUUUGAGGGAGCAACAUUACGCUAUGCGUCUUUGAAGCUCAGAAAUGCUCCACAGUCUAAUGAAGAUGAUUCCUGUAGCAUCAACAGUGAUCCUGAAGCCAAGUGCUUUGCUGUGCGCUCUUUGGGCUGGGUAGAAAUGGCAGAAGAAGAUCUAGCUCCUGGAAAAAGCAGUGUUGCUGUGAACAAUUGCAUCAGACAACUGUCUUACUGUAAAAAUGAUAUCAGAGACACAGUUGGCAUAUGGGGAGAGGGAAAAGACAUGUACCUUAUACUGGAGAACGACAUGCUAAAUUUGGUUGACCCCAUGGAUCACACCAUUCUUCAUUCUCAGCCCAUUGUGAGCAUCAGAGUCUGGGGAGUGGGUCGUGACAAUGGACGAGACUUUGCUUAUGUAGCAAGAGACAAAGACACAAGAAUUUUGAAAUGUCACGUCUUUCGAUGUGAUACGCCUGCGAAAGCCAUCGCAACAAGUCUGCACGAAAUCUGUUCUAAGAUUAUGGCUGAACGGAAGAAUGCUAAAGCUGUGGCUUGCAGCUCUUUGCAAGAGCGGACAAAUGUCACCCUGGAUGUUCCCCUGCAAGUAGAUUUCCCAACACCAAAGACAGAGCUGGUACAGAAGUUCCACGUCCAGUACUUGGGCAUGUUACCUGUAGUUAAACCAGUGGGUAUGGAUACGCUGAACAGUGCCAUAGAAAACCUUAUGGCUUCCUCUAGCAAAGAGGAGUGGAUGCCAGUUACCAUGAAUGUUGCUGAUGCUACUGUGACGGUCAUCAAUGAAAGAAAUGAAGAACAAAUCAUGGUGGAAUGUCGUGUUCGGUUCCUGUCCUUUAUGGGAGUGGGCAAGGAUGUCCAUACAUUUGCCUUCAUUAUGGAUACAGGGAACCAGCAUUUUGAAUCCCAUGUUUUUUGGUGUGAACCAAAUGCAGGAAAUGUAUCAGAAGCUGUUCAGGCUGCAUGUAUGUUACGAUAUCAGAAGUGCUUGGUAGCCAGACCUCCUUCACAGAAAGUUCGACCGCCCCCUCCUCCUGCAGACUCGAUGACCCGAAGAGUCACAACUAAUGUCAAACGCGGAGUCUUGUCCCUUAUUGACACUUUAAAACAGAAACGCCCUGUUUCUGAGAUGCCAUAG
Messenger RNA from Emys orbicularis (European pond turtle), 2594 nucleotides. It is a transcript of the gene APBB2, whose product is annotated as amyloid beta precursor protein binding family B member 2. The transcript is spliced from 17 exons. The record is from RefSeq and is a predicted model, not a curated record. Gene Ontology annotation, biological process: regulation of DNA-templated transcription. Lineage: Eukaryota; Metazoa; Chordata; Testudines; Emydidae. Gene Ontology annotation, cellular component: nucleus; cytoplasm. Gene Ontology annotation, molecular function: amyloid-beta binding; transcription factor binding. The coding region runs from base 318 to 2594 and encodes 758 amino acids.